ACAUAAUCUAUCCCCCGCAUGAAAAGUCUAGACAACUUUAGUAUAAAAGGGGUGUGUCUGGACUAUUUCUGCAUCAGUUUAAACCCAGCUAUCAUUUGUGUAAGCAUCGUUUGAUAAAAUCAAUCUUUAUCUCUCAUACCAUGAAUAUCCUGGCAAUCAUCAUGCUCUUCGCUCUGGCUUCGCCUAUUUUUGGUGAGGAUGCUGUAGAGCCGAAAAAACAAGAAAAACGUGGAGUUAUUGGUCUAGGAUAUCCGGGAUACUCUGGACAUUAUGUUGGUGGUCAUUCUUAUGGAUACAACGGACUUGGACAUGGUUACGUACAUUCUCCUUACUACCCAGCGUUGAGUCACGGAGCAGUGUCACCAUUAUUAAGUCACUCAGCUUAUACAGCUCCUGUAGCACCCGUUGCACCUGUAGCUCCCGUUCACGGCUACAACGGCUACCAUUCACCUUUGUACACUUCUCCUCUUCGUCUUGGUUACCACGGCUUAGGGCACGGUUUGGGAUACUACAACAACUGGUAAUUGGUUCCACGUUCUUUUGGUCAGAAGA
Microplitis mediator is the source of this 552-nucleotide messenger RNA. Its product is annotated as cuticle protein 64-like. The transcript has 3 exons. NCBI's taxonomy places the organism in Eukaryota, Metazoa, Arthropoda, Insecta, Hymenoptera, Braconidae. The coding region runs from base 141 to 524 and encodes 127 amino acids. The record is from RefSeq and is a predicted model, not a curated record.